Molecule: messenger RNA, 1058 nt
Organism: Mangifera indica (mango)
Lineage: Eukaryota; Viridiplantae; Streptophyta; Magnoliopsida; Sapindales; Anacardiaceae
Product: DNA-directed RNA polymerases IV and V subunit 4-like
Exons: 10
Coding region: 88-735 (215 amino acids)
Biological process (GO): DNA-templated transcription initiation
Cellular component (GO): RNA polymerase complex
Molecular function (GO): nucleotide binding
Source: RefSeq, a predicted model, not a curated record
UCAUCUAUUAAUAUAACAUGAUUAGUCCGGCCGUAAAGGGACGAACUGGCAAGAGCAAGCAAAUCUUCUUGUAGCCUAGUAUCAGCAAUGGAGAAAGGAGGGAAAGGGGGUAAAUCCUCUCUCAAAUCAUCGCUAGGAGGAAAGGAUGACGACUCAGCAAAGUCAAAGCGGGGAAGAAAAGUUCAGUUUGAUACUGAAGGUUCACCUAAUGGGGAAUUUAACAUCUUUUCAAAAUCUGCUGGGAAGUUUGAAACCACUUUUGCUAAAGGUGGCUUGGAGAAAGGGGGAAAAGGAGUUUUGGCGGCAAAUGGUGGGAAGGCUUCUUCAGCUAAGGAAGCACUACCACUUGAACUCAGAAUUGAGCACGAGCUUUCAAAGAAUGCCAAAUGCCUGAUGGACUGUGAGGCUGCAUAUAUUUUAGAGGGAAUCCAGGACCAGAUGGUUUUAUUAUCUGCAGAUCCCGCCAUUAAAAUCCCUGUAUCAUUUGACAGGGGGCUGCAGUAUGCCAAAAGCAGUAGCCAUUACUCAGAUCACCAAGCUGUCAGAAAGGUUCUUGACCCUCUAACGGAAUAUGGUGUCACUGAUGGCGAGAUAUGUGUGAUUGCCAACAUUUGUCCUGAAACUAUUGAGGAAAUAUUUGCUCUUGUUCCAUCCUUGAAGGCUAAGAGAAGCAUACUCCGUGCCCCCCUCAAAGAUGUAUUAAUUGAGCUAUCUAAAUUUAAGAAGUCAGAAUGAAGGCCGAGGAAGAGAUUUUAGAAUGCAGGUUACUCUCUUGUUUGUGAACUCACCUGGACCUGGUUGAUGAAGAUGCUACCAUCGUUGAUGAAGCUUUGGCCUGCUAGACAGGCAGCUACAUCUGGCCUUAGAGGGUAGUUAAGAGUAAAUGAAGUUAGGAGUUGUGUGUUCAUAUAUUUUCUAAACAUUCCUGCAAGAGCAUGUAAUGAGUUUUCUUUUGUUGAGCAAAACAUUAUAUACUACAUCUAUUGCAGGACCUGGGAGUUUGCAUAGAAUAAUAUUGUUUAAGAGUUUUACUCACUAAUGAAAAGCCGUUUUUAUAA